Molecule: messenger RNA, 1887 nt
Organism: Tetrahymena thermophila SB210
Lineage: Eukaryota; Ciliophora; Oligohymenophorea; Hymenostomatida; Tetrahymenidae
Product: protein phosphatase 2C containing protein
Exons: 4
Biological process (GO): protein dephosphorylation
Molecular function (GO): cation binding; protein serine/threonine phosphatase activity
Source: RefSeq, a predicted model, not a curated record
AUGGAUGACCAUCGUCGUCAUCAUCAAAUGAUAGAUGAAGGUGGGAAUGAAGCUAAUGAUUAAUGUAUGAAAACAGAAGAGAGCAAUGGAACUCCUGUUUUUAACUACUGUAUUGAAAACAAGAACGAUAAUUUCUUCCCUAGCAUACCUCCUCAAAGCAAUCAAGCGACUUCAGAUAAUACUUAUUAAUUUUAGAAACCAGCUAUAAGCAGUAUACCAAGCAAUAAAUCAAAUAAAAAAGGUGGUAAUUUUACGUUUGAUAUGAUACCUUUGAAAGAGCAAAGCUAACAAAACGAAAACAUCCCUUAAAAUUUUUAGCCACUUCCUUCUCCUCCAAAGCAAAAAAUCAAGCAAAAAUUUGAACUCUUCUUAGAUAUUUCUCAUUAUGAGAAGCAAGAAAAGGAGAUUCCAUUAUAAACAGAUGGAAACUCUUAAAAGAAGAAGUAGGAUGUUUUUGAUUUUUAAGAUGUGCACGAAUAUACAGGUUUUUGCGAUGUUGCUAUGAAGAAAUGUUCAAGAGAUGACUAGCAAGAUAGGUUUUCAGCAAUAAGUCCUCUAGAUCCAGUUGAGAAUGAUGACGCCUUUUUUGCUGUAUAUGAUGGUCAUGGUACUUCUUAUAUUGCAGAAUAAGUAAAAAACAACUUGCAUUAAAAAAUUAAAGAAAACAAAAAUUAUCCUUAAAAUAUUAUAAUGGCUGUUAAGUAGAGCUUUGAGUAAAUAGAUAAAGAAAUUUGUAAUUCUUAAGAGUCUAAUUCAAUCUAAAAAGGUGGUACUACUGCUCUGUGCUGCUUGAUAAAAGGAGAUACGAUAUAUAUUAUAAAUUGUGGCGAUAGUUUGAGUGUACUUUUUACUUAUCAAAAUGAAACGGAACUAUUAAAUAAACUUCAUAAACCCUCUAAUGAAAAUGAAAAAAUAAUGCUUAACUAAAAAAAUGCAAUAUACACUGAACAAAGAGUAUCUGGAACUCUAUCUGUUACAAGAGCUAUUGGUGAUCAUGAGCAUAAAUAAUUUAUUACUUCAGAGCCCGAAAUUUUCUAAUACACAAUUAAUGAAAACUAAAAAUAUCUAUUCCUAGGUACUGAUGGUUUUUGGGAUAUAAUAAGCUAUAAAGAUAAGCUACCUGAGCUAUUGCAAAAGAGAAAUGAUUAAAAUAUUUAGAAUUUAUCAACAUACUUAGUAGAAGAGGCUUCAAAUACGGUUACUACUACAAAGAAAGAUAAUAUGACUUUACUUGCUAUCGAUUUAAAUUACUACUACCGCUAAAAUAAUGAAGCAAAAGAAAAUUAAUCGAUGUAAGCAAUGUAAGAAAGUAACUGUAUUAAAAAGAGUAAACAGAUAUAAAUAAAUACUAUAAAUACAGAAAUAUCUUCUUACUUUUUUUAAGCAAAGUCGCCUUGCUCGGUUGGAAGAAGUACUGAGAAAAGAAAUACUAUCGGGAGUAGUGUUUCAUAGAAGUCGUAUUAAUAGCAAGAAUUAAAAACCUGCCAUAAAAUUUAAUAAAAGAGAGCCUUUUUUGCAUCUGAGAAUACAGAUGAGGAAUAACUAAGCAAAAGCGAGGAUAUGGGGAAAUUAGAUAGCAUAAUAUAAAGUUAAAAAGAAAUACAUGGUGUAGAGCAGAAUGGAAAUUUGAUAUCACAAAGUGUGACUAGUAUGACUGAUAUAAAUAUUUAAUGUAAAAAUGAAUAACCGUAAUAAAAUUAGCAAAGUUUUAAUUUACAAAAUUCUAGCAACAUGGAAAUUAGCCCUGUGAUAAACACUACUCCAAACUCAAGCUAAAAGAAAUUUAGCUUUUAAUUUCCUAUAUCAAAUAAUAAUUCUUCAAAUAAUCAAGUACCUUCUAGAUAAAUGGUUAUCGAUAAUAAAUAAAAUACUUUUUUUUAAUUUUGA